This is a messenger RNA of Helicoverpa zea (corn earworm), 2443 nucleotides long. It is a transcript of the gene Poldip3, whose product is annotated as polymerase delta-interacting protein 3-like. Gene Ontology annotation, cellular component: nucleus. Gene Ontology annotation, biological process: mRNA export from nucleus. The transcript has 8 exons. The record is from RefSeq and is a predicted model, not a curated record. Lineage: Eukaryota; Metazoa; Arthropoda; Insecta; Lepidoptera; Noctuidae. Gene Ontology annotation, molecular function: mRNA binding. The coding region runs from base 242 to 1336 and encodes 364 amino acids.
AAGUAAUAGAUUGUGUUAUUCUCUGUGGUCCCUGUGUAAAAUCGAACUGACUCCAGCGAGACAAAAAUAUAAUAAUUUACUAUUUAUAUGCGGUAUUCAUGUGAUAAUAAUGAAUAAAAGCGUUUUCUAAGUAAUUACAUAAAUCAUUUUGCCGAUAGCUAUUGUAAUAACUGCUUUUCUCGUAUUCGUGCAUAGUGAAAGACAGCGGCUUUCUUGAAUUCUUGCUAGAAUUUUAUUUAAAAUGUCAUCGUACGUUGAUAUGAGUUUAGAAGAUAUUAUUAAAAAGAAAAGAGAAAACACUAGAUCCAAAAGAAAUAAAGCCAAAGCUCAACCUCCACCUCUACCUAAAAAGGCAAUAAUAACGGAUGCCAGAAAUAAAAUAAUAUCAAAAAAAAGAACUCAGAUUACUGAUGCUAGAGAAAAACUGGCACAACUUGCAAAACAAAAAGAUGCAAGAUUAAAACUUGAAAAGUUGCGCCAAGAGAGGGCAAGAAUUACCGGCCAUGUUAGAACACCAUUUCACAAUCGAGGCAAAUUAUCAAGGGCUCCACCAGGGAAAGAAAGAGUAUUCACAGACUCGUCGAGGCAAGUGGUCUCUCAGCCUCUAAGCACUGCAAAAGCAGGAUUGAAGCGUCAAAUUAACACUAAACGGUUUACUGAGAGCAGAUCCAUUGAAAAGUCAAGAUUUUUUGAAUUUCAACAGAAACCAAGUCCAAAACCAAUUCUCAGAACUGUUGAAAAUGAUUUGGAAAUUAUUGAUGAUCCAAUGGGAGAUGAAUAUAUACCACCAAAGUCGACGUUGUUAAAUCGGCAAGCCAGCUUACAGCUCAAGAUAAUAGCCCACAAUAAUGAUAUUCGCGAGAACAGACUUUCAUCUGUCCACAGAACCACUGUAAUAGAAAAGGAGAAGAGCCCACCAAGACCUCCGUCCAUUCUAAAAAAGCGCCCCAUGGCAGCUCUAAGAACUGACCAAAAAGCUCAAAAAACUGAAAAGCCACAUUUGGAAUACAGAAUAAUAGUGAGCAACUUGCGGAGCACUGUCACUGCAGGAGAUAUUGAGGAAUUAUUUGGUGAUGUAGGAGGCAUGGUUGAGUCACGAUUGGUUCGUACUGGUACAGCAGAAGUUAUCUAUAAAACACAAGAAGAUGCUCAAAAAGCUGUUGAUUUAUAUCACAAUAGGCAGCUGGAUGGUCAACCAAUGAACUGUCUGCUUGUAACCCCGAGGUCACCAUCCACAAUAGCCAGAAGCAGUAGCAAACCAGAAUUAUUCAGCACCAAUUCAAAUGUUGAACCUGAUAUUUCUACAUUUCAUAAAGUGUUAUUCAGUAAUUUGUAAAAACCAAUAAGCUGUCUCAAUAAUAAAAGGGCACUUCAGGAAAGGAUCCUGAUAUAGAUACACUAUGAUAAGUUCUGACGGUUAUGUAUAGAGGCCGGAUUCGUUUUUGCACAAUAUCUAUAUGUGUAUUAAUAUCCCCACUUUAGGCAGAAAUUGUAAAAUCUGUACUGAAGUAAUAAAGAGGAUUUUUUUUGUUUGUUUGUACCUGUGAAGGUUCUGAAACUAUUGAACCGAUUUGAAAAAUUCUUUCACAGUUGGAAAGUUAUACUCUUCCUUCUUUUAUAGGUUCUUCUUUUUUUUAUAAUCUAUGUUUUAUUCCGGUACGGGCAGCAGUUUCCACAGGACACGUGUGAAACAGCAGGAAAAGGUGUUCAAUAACUGUCAAUAAGUAAUGAUUUUUCCGUAAGUUUUUUAAAGUAUUGUCAAGUUAACUUUCAGAAUAAGUACCUAAAAAAAAGUGUCAAAUAAUCUAUAAUAUAAAAAUGAAUCGCAAAAUGUGUUGGUAAGCGCAUAACUCAACAACGCCUGGACCAAUUUGGCUAAUUCUUUUUUUGUUGUGUUUGUUAUUGUCAGGAGAAGGUUCUUAUGAAAAAAAAAUAGAGUAAAGUAGAAAAGUCAGUUGAUUCCUUCCUGCCAUGACGGACUUUCAGAGAUACUUGUUAUAGUAUUGUAAGUAAUAAUAAUAUUGCUGUAAUUCGCAAAAUUGAAGGCUGAUCUAGAAAUAAUUUAGAAUUUACUUUAAUUUUCGUUUUCUGAAAUUUAAGAUCCAUUUUUGUUUUCAUAAGGAUUGUUUUCAUAUGCAAGAUACAAUAAUAUUUUUGCACAGGUAUUUCAAGUUUGUUUUAUGAUUUAUAUAAAUUGAAGAACAUUGAAUUAAUGCCAUUUGUGUACAUACGUCGCAACCAAUGGUUGAAUGAAAUGGUACUUAGUUAGGUACUGUGUAUUGGAUGCCGCCCUCAAUGUUGUAUUUAAUCCGGUCUCAGUGGCGUGUGACGAGUUGUAAUAUAGAUAACUAUUCCUGUAAUCUGAAAUAACCUUUGUCUAUAAAGGAACUAUCGCCGGCUAAGCAUGUCGGUUAUUUGAUUAAAAUUAAAAUUUUGCAUACAU